CGCCCAUUUAACUCAUGAUUCGUUUUAUUUAAGGCCCUCUCUGUCCUUGCUCGUUUUGCCGGGAAAAUUACAACUCUGUUCAAAAUGACUGCCACAGGUAAAGGCGCGGCUGCCGCGGCCAUUAAAACCGCACCGAGUGAAGGCAGUGAGGCAGAGACAAUAACUAAGCAGGAAGACCGGAUCGGAUUCACAGCUACAAUGAUGGCUAAAUACGGCGUCGACCUCACCAGCAGCUUCCAGCCUGUACGUGAUGUAUACUUUUGUGCUUCCUAAAGUUUCCAUAGUAACUGAUUCGUCUGUCUCGAUCAUCAUUGCAAUUCGUAUAAGAUGCUACGGAGUAUUAUUUCUUCACCAGAUCUUGCUGCAUUGCAUGAGUUUGUGUUUAACUAAUUUUCAUUGAUAUACAUGGGGCAGAAAGAUUCGAUCGGAUUCUCAGAUAAAACGAUGGCUACGGACGUCUCCAAGCUCACCGGCAUCGUCAAGCCUGUGCCGACCUUUCAACUAACUGCAGAGGAGAUAGCAAUUAAUGCCUGGCUCCCGAUGACCUCUUCAAGGAAUGCCAAAUGGUGGUAUUCCGCUUUCCACAAUGUUACUGCCAUGGUUGGUGCUGGUGUCCUCGGCCUUCCUUAUGCCAUGUCUCAGCUCGGAUGGGGACCUGGUGUGGCCAUGAUGGUGAUGUCAUGGAUAAUCACUCUAUACACAUUGUGGCAAAUGGUUCAGAUGCACGAGAUGGUUCCAGGAAAGCGUUUUGACAGAUACCAUGAGCUCGGGCAGCACGCUUUUGGUGAAAAGUUGGGACUAUGGAUCGUCGUUCCACAACAGCUGGUGGUUAUGGUCGCAGUGGAUAUCGUGUACAUGGUUACUGGAGGAAAAUCCCUUAAGAAGUUCCAUGACUUGGUUUGCAAAGACUGCAAAGACAUCAAAGUCUCCUACUUCAUCAUGAUCUUCGGUUCUGUCCACUUCAUCCUCUCCCACCUCCCCAACUUUAACUCCAUCUUCGGGGUGUCUCUAGCAGCAGCAGUUAUGUCAUUGAGUUACUCGACUAUUGCUUGGGGGGCUUCCGUAGACAGGGGCGUGCAACCGAAUGUGGAUUACAGCUACAUAGCUUCGACCACUAGCGGCACUGUUUUCAACUUCCUAAGUGGGUUGGGUGAUGUGGCUUUUGCUUUUGCAGGUCACAACGUGGUGUUGGAGAUUCAAGCCAGUAUCCCUUCCACAUCUGAAACCCCAUCCAAGGGACCCAUGUGGAAGGGUGUGCUUGUUGCUUAUAUCGUUGUGGCCUUGUGCUACUUCCCCGUUGCCUUCAUCGGCUACUGGGUGUUUGGAAAUGUAGUGGAAGACAACAUUCUGAUGUCCUUGCAGAAGCCUACCUGGCUCGUUGCUAUGGCCAACCUCUUUGUUGUUGUUCAUGUCAUUGGAAGUUAUCAGAUCUAUGCGAUGCCCGUCUUUGACAUGCUGGAGUCGUUACUGGUUAAGAAACUGAAGUUCAAGAUAUCUUGGCAACUGCGUUUCAUUACCAGGAACAUAUACGUGGCAAUCACAAUGUUUAUUGGAGUGGCAUUUCCUUUCUUUGGUAGGCUGAUUGGAUUUGUUGGAGGAUUUGCUUCUGCCCCGACAACAUACUUCGUCCCAUGUGUGAUGUGGCUAGCCGUUUGCAAGCCGAAGAAAUACAGUCUUUCUUGGAUCACAAAUUGGAUCUGCAUUAUUCUGGGAGUUCUAUUGAUGGUUUUGGCACCUAUUGGCGGGCUACGGAAUAUCAUCUUACAAGUCAAGGACUACAAAUUCUACUCUUAAUUUUCAACACAAACUCGCUUUUUUGUUACAAAUAUUUAUACAAUAUAGUGCAUUAAUUUUAUAGUUAAUCUCAAAAACUUCUGAGGGACUUGAUAGUUCCCAAUCCUUAGUGCUCUAGAAGUUGCUGAAGUACGAGGGGAAUGUAGAAAAUGAGAACCCGUUUGUAAUCUUAUUUUUCGGUUUAUCAAACUUAUUAGCCAACUUUUUCACCAAAUAUGUAUCUUUCAAUUUUG
Messenger RNA from Cuscuta epithymum, 2027 nucleotides. Lineage: Eukaryota; Viridiplantae; Streptophyta; Magnoliopsida; Solanales; Convolvulaceae. The record is from the annotation of a GenBank genome assembly.